This is a messenger RNA of Oncorhynchus keta (chum salmon), 4796 nucleotides long. RefSeq names its product transmembrane protein 100. Gene Ontology annotation, biological process: cellular response to BMP stimulus. The coding region runs from base 203 to 640 and encodes 145 amino acids. The transcript has 2 exons. The record is from RefSeq and is a predicted model, not a curated record. NCBI's taxonomy places the organism in Eukaryota, Metazoa, Chordata, Actinopteri, Salmoniformes, Salmonidae.
UGCCAGAGAAUCAGCAGCAAGCAGGGCAGACGCAGCAGAGAGACAGAGAGAGAGGGAGGAAGAGACAGGGAGAGCCAGUGCUGACUACUACUGAGGAGAAGAUAGCUGAGGCAGAGGCAGCUCCAGGAGGAUCUGCUGCCUGGUCUGCAUCUCCAGCCUCCACCUCCUCUCCCCCUGCGGAAGGCCAGGUUAGUCCAACAGGAUGGGCUGCACCACUAGCAAACUGGCCUGCCAGCCUCCAACCCAGCCCCCAGGAGCCUCGACCCCUGGACAAGACAAUCAGUCUUUGAGCCAGCUGGAAGCCCAGGGGCCCAAAGGCCUGGAGGUCCUAUCUAGUCUGGAGCGCCUUUCCCAGGCCACGGGCGGCAUGGAGAAGUCCUGGUAUCGCUGCAUCUUCCCCUUUGGCAUCAUCUCGUUGGUGAUCGGUGUGUCGGGCACGGCUGUUACUUACACAUACAAUGACCUGCCCCUGACCAAAGUGGUGACGGUAGUGUUGCUUAUAGCCGGACUGGUGCUGACACUGACCGCCGUCGCCUGCUGGACGGUCCACAAGAGAAAGAAGAGGAAAAAGAAAGAGAGGGCUUCAGGAGCCGGAGGAGGAGGAGGGAGCUCCUUUACCUCAGAGCAGUGCCCCUUGUGAGGAACACCUGGAGCCUGGGAUAUUCUGACCACACAGGGACAUGAGAGGAGAGAAGCCCCAGGAAGGGAGCACCGCCAGGGGGGUGGGCUAGCCACCACCACCAGCCCUCCCUAGUCUUUAUGGAGCCUGGGAUAUUCUGACCACACAGGGACAUGAGAGGAGAGAAGACCCAGGAAGGGAGCACCGCCGGGGGGUGGGCUAGCCACCACCACCAGCCCUCCCUAGUCUUUAUGGAGCCUAGCUGCUCUUGGCUCAGCUCAUAGCUCGGGAAUAGGCGUGGAGAGGAGGAGGAUAAGGACUCAGGAAGAGGUGUGGAGGAGGAGGACAAGGACUCAGGAAGAGGUGUGGAGGAGGAGGACAAGGACUCAGGAAGAGGUGUGGAGAGGAGAAAAACAAGGACUCAGGAAGAGGACGAGGAGAGGACGAGGAGAGGACGAGGACAAGGACACAGGAAGUGGUGUGAAGAGGAGGAGGAUGAGGAGGACACAGGAAGAGGUGUGGAGAGGAGGAUUCAGGAAGAGUUGUGGAGAGGAGAAGGAUAAGGACUCAGGAAGAGGUGGGGAGAGGAGAAAAACAAGGACUCAGAAAGAGGUGUGGAGAGGAGGAGGACGAGGACACAGGAAGAGGUGUGGAGAGGAGGAGGAUGAGGACUCAGGAAGAGGUGUGGAGAGGAGAAAAACAAAGAUUCAGGAAGAGGUGUGGAGAGGACGAGGACUCAGGAAGAGGUGUGGAGAGGAGGAGGACUAGGGCACAGGAAGUGGUGUGGAGAGGAGGAGGAUGAGGACUCAGGAAGAGGUGUGGAGAGGAGGAGGACGAGGACACAGGAAGUGGUGUGGAGAGGAGGAGGAUGAGGACUCGGGAAGAGGUUUGGCGAGGAUGAGGGCUCACGGACAGACAGACGGGCGGAGGAAGUACCUGUGGAACUCUGAGGAGAGAGAGACAGAGGGAGAGAGAGACGGAUGGGUCUGGCAUGCGGGUUCACCACCUCCUCACACACACAAGCUUUUACAGUCGGACAGCAGGUGUCCAGUGUCAAAACAACCUCUCAGGAGACAUGCACACACACACCCUGAGACCCCCUCACACACAUUGACACACGCAGCGGGAGCCACACAGACACUUAAUCCGCUAUGCCGAGCUGCUGCCGGAGUCAGUGCUGCCGUCACCGGCCGUGUCAGUCGCGGCAUUCCUCCCAGCCAGGACAGGUGACAAGCCGACCGACCGGUGAAAAGUGGGCCAGCGACGGCAACUCGACACCGGGCCGAAAGAGGAGUGCACCCGCGUCAGUGCCCCGCGUCAUUCACUCGUCCUGUGACACUGCAGCAAUGUGUUUGGGCUUUUUUUACGCAACGGGAGAGUGGAACCUGAGUCCGCCAGGAUCUUACUGGCAGCUGGUGGUAGAGGGACGAGAAGAGGAGCAGGAGAGGGCAGGAAAAUGAUGUGUUUAUUUGUGCGAGUGUAUUUGUGUAAGUGUGUGUAUGUGUGUGUGCAAGAAAGACAUUCUACUGGACCGAAAGAGUAUGUACAGAACCUGUGGACUUUUUCCAGUGUAAGAACUAAUGUACGGAACAAAGAAAUCACACAUCUACACUAUUACACUAGAACAGAGUGACCAGUCCCUUCAGUAUUACAGUAGUAGGUCAUUGUCUGUGCCUUUGUGCCUUUCUGAGGCACAGAAAAGACUACUAUUCUAGACUGUGGAAUACAGACCAAGGAGGAGAAUAUUCCACAUGGAGUCAUAAAGGCCCAAAGGAAACCAUGUCUCUGCCUCAGCCAUUGGUAACACAAAAGUCUGAGUUUUUAGGUCCAGCACUGGUAUUAAUCCUCGCAGUGAAAAAGUGACAUAAUGGCAUUUUCCACUAUGUUUUUCUCCAUGCAGCCAUUCUGAGAGUGGACAGUGGAGUGGAGAGAGCUGAGUGACUGCACUGCACACCUGACACACUGUAGUGUGACUAUGAGCAUUGACCUCUGUCAGUUUUUCUGCAGUCGUAGGACCUCAGCUCCUCUCUCACAGAGAGAGAAAGAGAGAGAGCGAGCAGGGGACAGGAUGGGAUAAAUGAAGGACAUUACUGCUGGGGGGACAUUCCAGCGAGGGACACUUUGACUUGGUGACACUCCACUCUGAGGGACCCCUCCCGUCCCCUUUCCAGUGCCUUGAGCGAGUGGAGCAGAGAACUGGAGAGCUGGAUCAUGGAAAAAGGCUCUGACUUGCGUGUUACCCGUUUCCAUCUGCUCUUCUGAGAAUUUCCCCCUCUCUCUCCUCCUCUCUCUCUCCUCCUCCUCCCUCUCUCUCCUCCCUCUAUCUCAUCCCUCUCUCUCCUCCCUCUCUCUCCUCCUCUCCCUCUCCUCCCUCUCUCCUCUCUCUCCUCCUCUCCCCUCUCCUCUCCUCCCUCUCUCUCCUCCCUCUCCUCUCUCUUCCCUCUCCCCUCCUCCUCUCCCUCCCUCUCUUUCCUCCUCUCCCUCCCUCUCCUCCUCUCUCUCCCCUCCCUCUCUCUCCUCCUCUCCCUCUCUCCUCUCUUUCCUCCUCUCCCUCCCUCUCUUUCCUCCUCUCCCUCUCCUCCCUCUCUCUCCUCCUCUCCCUCUCCUCCCUCGACCCUGACAGACAGACAGCUAUCUCAGGGGGAGACAACCCUCCUUCCCUCACAUUACUAUUACCAUUCAAACAUGUCCUACUCCCCCCUCACCAUGUUUCUCAUCUCUCGUGGAAUACCCCGUUGUGACUGACCACUGGAGGAGACUGGGACUACUGCAGCACGACAAACACACACACAAACACACACACACGCAAACACAUACGCAAGCAAACACACACACGCAGACACACACACACGCAAAUACACACCAAGACCGGUUUUCCAUCCUUUCCUCUCUUUCCUCAAUGUUCGUGAAAAAUGAGGAAACUGCUCUGUGAUCUGGAAACCCUCUCUUGCGGUGGUGAGGAUUUAUUAAUGGCAUUGAUUUGAUUGGACCAUCCUCAUUUCGUACUGAUGAAUCAGUGUUUUAAAAGGAUCUGUACAGGUUUGUGUCAUUAGGGAAUAGAGGAGGUGUACUCAUCUAGCUUCUCUCAAUAGAUGUUCUGAGAAUGAAUAGGCGAGGCUACACAGUGUUACUGAGACCACCACUUGGGCUGAUUGUCUUGAUAAUAGAACUAACAUAUUGAUGGUUGUCUUGACGAUAUAACUAACAUAUUGAUGGUUGUCUUGAUGAUUGAACUGACAUAUUGAUGGUUGUCUUGACGAUAGAACUAACAUAUUGAUGGUUGUCUUGACGAUAGAACUAACAUAUUGACGGUUGUCUUGACGAUAGAACUAACAUAUUGACGGUUGUCUUGAUGAUAUAGAACUAACAUAUUGAUGGUUGUCUUGACUACUACAGUGUAUCUCUGGAUGCGUAGAGAGAGUUAAAUGGAUGUAGAUUAGAAUGCACAUACACGUGAACAGAGGUAGAGAAGGGAGUCUGGCCUUCAGUCUGGAGCGGUGCCUGUUUUGAAUGGGCUCUCCCCUUGAGAAAAGUGUCAUUGAUUAGCCAAGUAUUGAUCCAGUCCCAUAGAACACCAAUGGCAUCUAGCAUGGUGUUAAAUGUGUCUAUUCAUAAAGAGAAAUCAGAUACAUAACCUUUCAGUGCCAAAGACUCGGUCUGCAUCCCAAAUGGCACCCUAUUCCAUAUAUAGGGAAAAGGGUGCCAAUAAAGGGUGCCAAUAAAGACGCAGACUCUCUCCACUCACAGGUCAGCCUCAGCUCUAUGGUUACAUGUCUAGUGUAGUAGGAUAGACAUGCAAUGGCAUGGAUCAGCCCUUUCUCCUGCUUUUGCCUUUGUCCUGAAUAUGUUGCAGCUUAUUGUGUGUGAAUGUACUGUAACUAUGUCCUCUAUUGAACGUGUUAGUCAGUACAGCUUUGUCUUAUAUCCUCUAUUCUUCAACCCAGCCAAACUGAGGUGAGCUCUACUGCGCUUGAUGAACUAACGCAGUAUGGUUCAGAUUGGCACAAUAGUGUGAAAAGGCGAGAGAGAGAGAGAGAGAGAGAGAGAGAGAGAGAGAGAGAGAGAGAGAACAGAAGAGAGAGAGAGAGAGAGAGAGAGAGAGAGAGAGAGAGAGAGAGAGAGAGAGAGAGAGAGAGAGAGAGAGAGAGAGAGAGAGAGAGAGAGAGAGAGAGAGAGA